AAUAAGGUGCUAUGCUUCCUCCACCACCACCACCACCACACCACCAAGUUUCUUUGCUCCGGCGCCGUCACCUUCUUAGUUUUCCGGCGAUGGACCCACCACAAGACGAUACACCUGAACCUGAACAAAACCCAAUCGAACAAUCUAUCUCUCUCCACACCUUCUCUUCCAUGAGGUCCCUACUCAUAAACCCUUCAACCCCAAAACGCACCGUUUCCUCAAUCCUCGAAACCCUAACUCGCUCUCCUCAACUCACUCACCACGCCCUCAAGCUUCUCUCCGACCUCGCCAAUCACCACCCUUCCCUUUCCCAACUCGCCUUCGACUCGCUCCUCCCCGCCACCGAGUCAUCGACUCGCCUCGCCGUCGAGUCCUUCGAGGCUCUCACUUCGGGUUUCGCGGAAGGGCUUGAAAUUGACGAUGGUGUCUUCGUGUCGCUGUGUUUCGGACCCUCCGUGCCGGCGCGGGUUUGGAUGCUGAGGAAUGCGGGUUUGCGGUUUCGGGUCAGACCCGCUUUGUUGUUGGCGGUGUUGUUAGGGUUCACGAAGGACCCUUACCCUUACGUGAGAGAAGCUUCGUUGGAAGGGCUUGUUGGUUUGAGCGAGCGUGGAGAGUUCAAAGACCUUGGCUUGGUGGAAGGGUGUUAUCAACGUGCUGGUCAGCUUCUUCGUGAUAGAGAUGAUUGUGUUAGGUUCUCUGCUGUUCGUGUUGUUGCUUCAUGGGGUCUGAUUUUAGCAGCUUCUAAUGCAGACAUGAAGGCCUAUUGGUCCAAUGAAGUAUUUGCCAAGCUCUGCUCUAUGGCAAGAGAUAUGAGCAUGAAGGUCAGGGUUGAAGCCUUUGUUGGUCUUAGUAAGAUGGAAAUAGUAUCUGAGGAUUUUCUUUUGCAAAGCUUAUCAAAGAGAGUUUUAGGGUUUGGAAAACAAAAGGAAACUUUGGGUCAGAGCACAUCUGAACAAUUUGAUUUGUUGGCAACUAGUGUUGCUGGUGCACUAGUUCAUGGACUUGAGGAUGAGUUCUUUGAGGUGAGGAAGUCUGCAUGCCAGUCCUUACGCACAUUGACAAUCCUCUCCAUUGAGUUUGCUCGUGAAGCCUUAAACAUGUUAAUGGAUAUAUUGAAUGAUGAUUCAGUGGUGGUUCGGUUACAAGCUUUAGAAACCAUGCAUCAUAUGGAAAUUCAUGGCUGUCUGAAGCUUCAAGAAAAGCACUUGCACAUGUUUCUUGGUGUUCUAGUGGACAACAAUAGAGAAGUAAGAUAUGUUGAAAGGAAAAUAGCUAAACAAGUGAAGCUAAAUGAUUUGGCACUGUUCAAAUCAUUUAUUAAUGGACUUAUGGAAAAUUUAGACAGAUAUCCAGAGGAUGAAGCUGAUGUGUUUUCUGCUUUCUCUCAUCUUGGACGAAAUCAUAGGAAAUUUGUUGGCUUGAUUAUUAAAGAAAUUUCUGUAGAGGUAGAAGCAGCUUUUGAAGGAAGCAUAGAAUUUAAUAGUGCAAGGAUAGCUGCACUAUUAAUCCUUUCUAUAUCUGCUCCGCUCUUGAAUGCAGAUAUAGGCAGUAUACCACCAGUAAUGUUUUCUUAUGCAGUUACAUUGCUGGCUAGAAUAUGUUGUGCUUUUAGUGAUGUCAUGGAUAGGGAUGCCCUUUUGGCCUACCUAUGUGAGAAAAGCAGAUCUACAGGGUAUUCUGCUACGAAUAUUAACCUUAGGGAAGGGGAUCGACGUUUGCCUGUACUUGAAGGCGAUGCUCCAAAUUUUGCCAGCAAUGAGGUGAUUGACUCUGAAAUUGAGUCCCAUAGCAGGCGGGUGACAAAAGUGGUAGCCAAUUACCAGGUAGAACAACAGCAAUCAGUGUAUAAUGAAGUUAUAAACUUCACUAAUUAUAUCCUUGCGAAGUUCCCUGAUAUGUGGCCAAUGAUACAGUCAGGUGUUACGAAUGAAGUGCUGAAGUUCUUGAGAUGUUUGAAGGAAGAGUUAACAACUCUGACAUUUGAUUCUUUGGGAUCUGGUGAUGCUAUGGCAUUCACUUUACUGUAUCUCCGGAUAAUAAAGCUACUUGCAAAAGUAUGGGAGCACUUGCUGCCAGCGAAAAGUUUGUGUUCUCGUGGAAUGGGAGAAUUGGAAUCUAAUCUGGGAAAACUUGACAGGAGGGUUAAAGAAUUGAUGAGUAGGUUUAUAGGUUUUUCUGCAGAAGAGGAAUUGAAUGUCUUGGAGCUAAUAUUAGUGACCUGUGCCCUCAGGCUAUGUAAAGUUGAAUUCUGCUCUCUCAAUCCUACAUUCAAGAGGUUGACUGCUAUAUAUUUGCAUGUUGAAUCUCUACUUAAAGAAAGAUCAGCUUUGCCAUCUAAUUUCGUAGUUGAACUUGGGAAAUUAAUACAUUUAAGUAGCACCUACAUCAAAGAAGCUUCAUGCAGUCCAUUUCCUUUUGAUAAAUGUCUCAAGUUGUUCUCCCUGAAGCAGUUUGUGUUCCGUGCAACAAUCAGACAUUUAAAGGCAGAACUAAGCAUUCUCAGCAAUGACUCCGAGCAUCCUCUUCCCUUUGUUUCAGGACUACCUGUUGGUAUACCAUGUGAGAUCACCCUCCAUAAUAUCUCAAGUGAGAAUAGGUUGUGGCUGAUUAUGAAUAUGGAUGAUGGUUUAAUACAAUAUGUCUUUCUAGAUUUGGACAGUUUUGAAGGCUCUGGAGAGGUAAGAAACUUUGCUUUUGUUGCCCCGUUUUACAGAACCCCAAAAGAUAAUUCUCUUACAUUGAAGGUUUGUAUCGGUUUAGAAUGUUUGUUUGAAAAUGUUAGUCCCGUCCAAAGGUUUGGGGGACCAAAACAUGAACUAGUACUUCUUUGUAAAGAAAAACAAGUUUAUCUUUCUCAGGUUAAUAAAAAUUAA
Messenger RNA from Gastrolobium bilobum, 2873 nucleotides. RefSeq names its product protein SIEL. The coding region runs from base 12 to 2873 and encodes 953 amino acids. Gene Ontology annotation, biological process: intercellular transport. The record is from RefSeq and is a predicted model, not a curated record. Gene Ontology annotation, cellular component: endosome. NCBI's taxonomy places the organism in Eukaryota, Viridiplantae, Streptophyta, Magnoliopsida, Fabales, Fabaceae. The transcript has 8 exons.